GGGAGAAAAACAACAGCAGUGGCUAACGUUCCUGUCAACGCCAAUCUCCGAUAAACAGAGACUAAAACUUCUUCCAAAAUGAGUCUGUGGGUUGACAAAUACCGUCCUACCUCCCUCGGUAAACUGGACUUUCAUAAAGAACAGGCGACUCAGCUGAAGAACUUGGUCCAGUGUGGAGACUUUCCACACUUGUUGGUUUAUGGUCCAUCAGGUGCAGGGAAGAAGACACGCAUCAUGGGUCUGCUGAGGGAACUGUAUGGAGUUGGAGUGGAGAAGCUGCGCAUCGAACAUCAGACCAUCGUGGCUCCAUCUAAGAAGAAGAUUGAAAUUAACACAAUAGCAAGUAACUAUCACUUAGAAGUUAACCCCAGUGAUGCAGGAAACCAGGACCGCGUGGUGAUUCAGGAGCUGAUUAAAACUGUGGCUCAGUCACAACAGAUUCAGUCGAGCACCCAGAGAGAGUUCAAAGUGGUGUUGCUGACAGAAGUGGACCGACUCACCAAAGACGCCCAGCAUGCUUUGCGUCGGACUAUGGAAAAAUACAUGGCCACCUGCCGCCUCAUUCUCUGCUCCAACUCCACCUCCAGGGUCAUCGGGCCGAUUCGGAGCCGUUGUCUGGCCAUCAGAGUUCCUCUGCCCAGCACAGAAGAGGUUUGUAGUGUUUUGACAUCAGUCUGCAAAAAGGAAGGUCUCCUGCUGCCUCCUGAACUGGCCAAAAGGAUCAGUGAGAAGUCAGGACGCAACCUUCGUAAAGCUCUUCUGAUGUGUGAGGCCUGUAGAGUGCACCAGUAUCCCUUCUCAGUAGAUCAAGAGGUUCCAGAGACGGACUGGGAAGUGUACCUGAGGGAAACGGCCAAUGCCGUUGUGAGCCAACAGAGCCCCCAGAGGUUGUUGGAGGUUCGAGCUCGACUGUACGAGCUGCUGACUCACUGCAUUCCUCCUGAGAUCAUCAUGAAGGGCCUGGUCAGAGAGUUGCUGAACAACUGUGACGGACAGCUGAAGACUGAAGUCUCCCACAUGGCAGCACAUUAUGAACACCGGCUGCAGCUGGGCAACAAAGCCAUCUACCACCUGGAGGCCUUCACUGCCAAGUUUAUGGCCAUGUACAAGAAGUUUAUGGAAGACGGCCUGGAUGACAUGAUGUUUUGAGCAAAAAGAGAAAAAAGAACAGACUAAAAGAUUCAAACCCCUUGUCUUAUUUUGCUUUGUUACAACAAUCAGCUCUGGACCAUUUCUAAACAAAACAGGAAUUUGUUAAGUCAAACAGGAAUGAUGUGUGCGUUGACUUGACUGCGUUACAAUAAAUAUUUGUUCGUUCCUCUG
Cynoglossus semilaevis (tongue sole) is the source of this 1323-nucleotide messenger RNA. It is a transcript of the gene rfc3, whose product is annotated as replication factor C (activator 1) 3. The transcript has 9 exons. NCBI's taxonomy places the organism in Eukaryota, Metazoa, Chordata, Actinopteri, Pleuronectiformes, Cynoglossidae. Gene Ontology annotation, cellular component: DNA replication factor C complex; nucleus. The coding region runs from base 79 to 1149 and encodes 356 amino acids. Gene Ontology annotation, molecular function: DNA binding; ATP hydrolysis activity; DNA clamp loader activity. Gene Ontology annotation, biological process: DNA repair; DNA-templated DNA replication. The record is from RefSeq and is a predicted model, not a curated record.